AUGAUGAACAUAAAUUUAUUUCAACUGAAUGAUCCUCGAAGUAAUAGUGUUAUAGUGUGUCUAAAAGAAAAACAACUACUGUAUCUUUCUGGUGUGUUUGACGUCCAAAUCGUAAAGGGUGGAAUUGUCUAUAAUAAUGCGCAUUAUAGCUCAUCUAAACAGGAGCUUUCGUUUUGGCACCCGUUGUCUAAUUCUAUUCCGCCUAUUCAAAGCUCAUACUAUGCUGGUUGGGAAGAGCCACUGAAUUUAGGGGCCAGAUUCAGACACUCUAUUGACCGUGAUGUAUUUAAUGAUGAAAGCUUCACUUGUAUUCUUCGAAUUUCCAAUGCCCAAAUAGACGGUCUCAUAGACGCCCACAAAUUAUAUCCUGACGUGAGACAACUUUGGAAAAUACGAGAAAAUGAUCCUUAUUCGACAACCAUUAGAACGUUUACUAUAUUGAAUGAAAUGCAAGACCAAUUUGUUCCUUUGAUAACUACAAAUCAAUGGACGUCCAUGGUAGAAAAAAUGAAGAUGUCACAUAAGGAUUCAACCUUCGACAUAAGAAUAAUAGUGAUUGGGGGAAAGAACUCAGGAAAAUCGACAUUUUUGCGAUUAUUAUGUGAAAAUCUCAUUCAUAAUGACGAGGACUCUUUUUCAUCCCAGGAGGAACUGCUUUAUUUGGAUCUUGACCCAGGACAACCUGAAUACUCACUUCCAGACUGUCUAUCUUUGAAUGAAAUUAAACAACAAAACCCGAACAAGACUUUUGCAUUAGGUCAACAUUUUGGCCAAGAAAGUAAUAAUUUUAGAGCGUUGAAGCAAUAUUACUAUGGGUCCAAUUCUCCUCAAGACAACCCUACAACAUAUCUGGAUAUGGCCGAUCAACUCAUUAAUUAUUUCGAAGAACAAUGCUUUGUGGGCACAUCUCUAUUAAAUCUGCCAGGAUGGGUCAAAGGUUUUGGCAUAAAUAUAAUAAAUCAUGUCAUUCAAAAAUACAAACCAACUCAUAUUAUAACAUUGGAAUCUAAAAGCAACUCUUUGAUUAACGAAUUCAAUAUUCCAAAUAUUUUCUCAAAUCCUUUACAAGACGAUUAUGAGCCAAUUAUACUAAGUCUAUCUGCUUUCAAGACUUUCAAUGACUCUCAGGCAAGAUUCCAUGCACCCCAAAUAAGGACAUACAAAACUUUAUUGAAUUUCCAUCUUAUGUCAAAUCACAACUACGACUUUGAUCCAUUACUUUUCAAGUCACCCGUUCAAAUAUCUUUUGGAAGUUUUGGAAUUCAGGGUAUCCAAUACAUGGAAACUGAUUUCCAAAAGCUUCAUGAAGAUGAUAUUAAAGGUUCUUUAGAAGGCACAAUUGUAGCACUUAAUAUCUUCCAACAAAACAACAUAAGCGAAUACAUCAAUGCAGCCGGCACAUACCCAAUGAUAAGUAAAAAGAUCAAUAUCAAUGCUUUAAAAUUUGUAACAUUAGCACUAAUUCAUUCGAUAGACGAAAAACGAAAAAUUAUGAACCUAUAUAUACCAUGUUCUAAUCUCAGCCAUGUAAAAUCCUCAGCGAAAGAAACACAGUGGAUAUUGAUAAGAAACAAAACGGAAACACCGUUUUGUGAAGUGUUUCCUCCAAAUCAAGAAGUUUUCUUUAGUUCUUUCGACUCAGUGCCAUACCUCACAACUAAAAGGAGGAAGAAACAUGAACAUGUAUGGAAAGUGAGGAAAAAUGUCUUGAGAAGAGGGCAACUUAUGAAAUAA
Molecule: messenger RNA, 1734 nt
Organism: Kazachstania africana CBS 2517
Lineage: Eukaryota; Fungi; Ascomycota; Saccharomycetes; Saccharomycetales; Saccharomycetaceae
Gene: GRC3
Product: polynucleotide 5'-hydroxyl-kinase
Exons: 1
Coding region: 1-1734 (577 amino acids)
Biological process (GO): cleavage in ITS2 between 5.8S rRNA and LSU-rRNA of tricistronic rRNA transcript (SSU-rRNA, 5.8S rRNA, LSU-rRNA)
Cellular component (GO): nucleus
Molecular function (GO): polynucleotide 5'-hydroxyl-kinase activity
Source: RefSeq, a predicted model, not a curated record